Messenger RNA from Pantherophis guttatus, 7403 nucleotides. It is a transcript of the gene LRIG2, whose product is annotated as leucine rich repeats and immunoglobulin like domains 2. Gene Ontology annotation, molecular function: protein binding. NCBI's taxonomy places the organism in Eukaryota, Metazoa, Chordata, Lepidosauria, Squamata, Colubridae. The record is from RefSeq and is a predicted model, not a curated record.
GGUUCGGCCUGCGCGAAGGCGGGCGCGGUGCGCGAAGGCAGAGUUCACAACUGCGCGGCCUGACGAGAUCUCCAGGGCGGCAGAAUCCCCCCCCCCCCCCCGCGCGCAAGAGGGUGAAGGAGAAUGCGGCGGGGCGAAGAGAUUGGCCCAGGGGCGUUCGGGCCGCUGUUACCUUUGAUGCUGGUAGCGCUACUGCGGGAGGCUGCGGGGGAACCUUGCCCCGCCGCCGCGCCUUGUUCUUGCCGGCGAGGUGUGUUGGAUUGCAGCCGCCUCCGCCUGUCCGGUCGGACCUUAGAACCAGGCCUGCUGCCACUUUUGCCUCGCAGCAUCACCGCGCUGAGUUCUUUGAAAGAAAUACAAGUUAUCAUUGGAGGCAGAGAUUUGAGUCAUAACAAUUUAUUAUCCUCUAAUUGGAGUAUUGAUUCAUCGGGUCAAAUGCUGCAAGAAGUGAAGAUGAAUCACAAUGAACUAAGUGGCAUUCCCCACUUUGGUGAACUAACUUCUAAUAUCACACUACUAUCACUAGUGCAUAAUUCAAUUCAGGAGAUUGUCUCUGAACAGCUACAACCUUAUUUCUCCCUGGAGAAUCUUGAUCUCAGCUCCAACUUCAUCACAGAAAUCAAAGUUUCUUCAUUCCCACAUAUGCAGCUGAAGUACCUGAAUUUGAGCAACAAUAGAAUAACUACUCUGGAAGCAGGCUGUUUUGAUAACCUGUCCAAUUCCUUAAUAGUUCUAAAACUGAACAGAAACAAAAUAAGCAUGAUUCCACUGAAGACUUUGAAGCUACCUUAUGUGCAGUUCUUGGAACUUAAAAGAAACCGAAUUAAAGUAAUAGAAAGCCUUACCUUCCAAGGCUUGGACUCUUUGAAAUCAUUAAAAAUGCAACGCAAUGGAAUUAAUAAUCUGAUGGAUGGUGCCUUUUUUGGACUGAAUAAUAUGGAAGAAUUAGAGUUGGAACAGAAUAAUCUGACAGAAGUAAAUAAGGGAUGGUUAUAUGGCUUAAAGGCCCUGCAAAAGCUCUAUGUCAGUCAGAAUGCCAUUAACAGGAUUGGACGUGAUGCAUGGGAAUUCUGCCAAAGUCUUUCUGAACUAGAUCUGUCAUACAAUCAACUGACUCGUCUAGAUGACUUUGCUUUUAUUGGAGUGAAUGUAUUGGAAAAAUUAAAUUUGAGUGACAAUAGACUCAGUUACAUUGCUGAUGGGGUUUUUAAAGGACUCUCAUAUCUACAGACUUUAGAUCUACGGAAUAAUGAGAUCUCCUGGGCCAUAGAAGAUGCAAAUGAAGCAUUUACAGGUCUUGAGAGACUUAAUAAACUGAUUCUUCAGGGAAACCAAAUUAAGUCAAUUACAAAAAAAGCACUUUCUGAUCUUCAGACCCUUGAAUAUCUGGAUCUGACCAACAAUGCUAUAGUAUCUAUUGAAGAAGGUGGUUUUUCCCAGCCUCUUCUUAAAGAAUUGUUGUUGAACACUAGCAGCUUAUUGUGUGACUGCCAGUUGAAAUGGCUCCCACACUGGCUUUUCCACAGCCGUUUACAGGACACUGUCAAUGUCGUUUGUGCUCAUCCCGAAUGGCUAGUUGGAAGGAGCAUUCUCAGUGUGAACACUGAAGACUUUGUUUGUGAUGACUUUCCCAAGCCACAGAUUAGAACACAUCCUGAGACUACAGUUGCACUUAGAGGAAUCAAUGUGACCCUCACUUGCAAGGCCGUGAGCAGCAGUGAUUUACCUAUAUCUGCUGCCUGGAGAAAGGACAGUGAAAUAUUAUAUGAUGCAGAUAUAGAAAAUUAUGUCAGGUACCAACAACAAGAUGGUGAAAUCCUGGAAUAUACUUCUAUCCUGCAUGUUUUCAAUGUGAACUUUACUGAUGAAGGAAAAUACCAGUGUAUCAUCUUCAAUCACUUUGGGUCCAAUUAUUCCAACAAGGCCAAGUUGACUAUCAAUGAGCUGCCUUCUUUUGUGAAAACUCCCAUGGAUUUGACAGUACGUACUAGAGCCAUGGCUAAAUUGGAAUGUGCUGCAGAAGGCCAUCCACCACCCCAGAUAUCCUGGCAAAAAGAUGGCGGCACAGAUUUCCCUGCAGCUCGUGAAAGGCGCAUGCACGUGAUGCCCGAAGAUGAUGUCUUCUUCAUAGUAAAUGUGAAAAUUGAAGAUAUGGGGAUUUAUAGUUGUAUGGCACAAAAUGUGGCUGGCAGUAUAUCAGCAAAUGUAACAUUGACUGUGUUAGAAACACCUUCAUUUGUUAGGCCUCUGGAAGACAGGACUGUAGCUCAAGGUGAAACAGCAGUUCUGCAAUGCAUUGCUAGUGGCAGCCCUGCCCCUCGCCUAAACUGGACCAAAGAUGAUGGCCCUCUGACAGUGACAGAACGGCAUUUCUUUGCGGCUGCCAAUCAACUGCUCAUCAUAGUAGAUGCGGGAUUAGAGGAUGCUGGAAAAUAUACUUGCAUUAUGUCUAAUACACUUGGGACAGUGCGUGGCCAUAUUUAUCUAUAUGUUUUAUCCUCACCCAACUGUGACUCCUCCCAAAGUGGCAUUGGAAUUGGAGACGAUGGCUGGACGACAGUUGGGAUUGUGAUCAUUGUUGUGGUCUGCUGUGUCGUAGGCACCUCUCUCGUUUGGGUUAUUGUUAUCUAUCACAUGAGAAGAAAAAGUGAAGAUUAUAGCAUCACUAACACAGAAGAGGUAAAUUUGCCUCCUGAUAUUCCUAGCUACUUAUCUUCUCAAGGGACUCUGUCAGAGCCACAGGAAGGCUACAGUAAUUCUGAGGCAGGAAGCAAUCAGCAACUUAUGCCUCCCUCCAAUAGUUACCUACACAAAGGCCCAGAUGGUGGCACAGAGCCAUUGGUGAUCUGCUCAGAUUGUUACGACAAUGCCAAUAUCUAUUCCCGAAACAGGGAGUACUGUCCUUAUACAUACAACACUGAAGAUGAUCCACUGGAUCAAUCACUGUCCAGCCUAAUGGUACAGAUGUCUAAAGAGCCCUAUCCUGGAUGCCCUCAGCAUGAAACCACAACUAUUAAUAGCCUUUCAGAUGGCCAAGAUAGGGCUGUGUUUGUUAGCACUCAAGACAGGCUACAUGAGAGGAAACCAUGUUCUCAGUCCUGUGGCAGUGAUCUUUUUCAACAGUCUUUAUGGGGUAUCAAUAAUGAUCUGGGGUUGUUACACCCUCAUUGUUCAUCUCCAUCUAAGACCCAUGAGGUGCCAGAGGUUCUGCGAAAUGAAGGCAUCUCAGAGAAAGAGCCAGAGCAGAUUAUUCCUCCUAGGCUUCAUCACAGAUUACAUCAAUACAACUUUGAUUUUAACAGGACUCAGGACGUGCAAGAACAUCGUGAAGCUACAUAAAAAUGAAAUAAGAAACAUUAGCAGCUUGAAGCAUUUGUUAGUAUUUUUGCUACCUCAUAUUUUGACUCAUGGCAAAAAAAGUUUCAUGCUUCCAACAGAGGCUUUAAUGGAACAGACCACUGACUGCAUGCUGGAGGGCAAACUCACUUCCUUCUGCUAUUUUCCAAUAAGUAGCAUAUAUUAAAGCUCAGACUUAAACGGAUGGUGAAAAAAAGAAGAUGCAACACAGUGGUGGAAGUGUGAUUAAAAAGUGUCUGUUGUCUUAGAAACAUUCCCAAGAAUGGUUCACAUAUGCUAUCUUUCCUGCUGAAAAAAAAAUAACUUUAAAAGAGCCACUUAGCAAGAUUCCUUGGUAUUCAUCAAUACGAAACUUUGCUUUGUUUUGUGUUUUUUUUAUCCAUCUGACAACUAGGAGAACCUCAGUAUGUCCAAUCACAAACUCUAUUUACUUUUUCUCUCUCUGAAGUAUUCAGAUGUAAAUAUAUACACAUAAUAUAAAUAUUUUGUAUACACUAAUAGAGAUGAGAGACUGAAAUGUAAGUUUUUUAAAAAAAUUAUGCCAAAUAUCACAUCAUUCUGACUUCUCUGACUUGUUUUCCCAGAAAUCAGAAAUUAAUGUUUACUAAGAAUGAUGCAGAUGGGAUGGUUCAUAAUUAAUUUUUUUUGCACUCCAUGAUUGGAGUUAUCAAAUGUUGUGCCAUUAACUGGAGACUUUCAUUCUUUGGUGGCACUUCCACUUUCUAGUUUUAUGUAUGGGCAGUAAUUGAUGAAUGGAAGAUUGUGUAUAAGGAGAAUUUCUUGUGAAUCACCCUUGGUUUUUAAUACAGGAAAAGAUAUAUAUGAUGUGAGCGAUGGUUAAGUUGAUGUAUUAUUGGAUAUCUGAACUAUUUUAAUGUGAAGUCAUUUUUAAAAUUUCAUGGAUGCUGAAAUGAUUUUACUUUUUUCAAGCUUAGAAAAAUUAAACGGAUUACCUCUGUUCACACCCAUGGCUGAGAAAUUAAACAAUGAGUGUGUAAGAUGUGAAGAAUUAAAUAAAUUGAACAUCAAUGGUUAGUCAAAGAAUAGUGUUUCUCAAUCUUGGCAAUUUUAAGAUGAGUGGAUUUCAAGUCCCAGGAUUCCCCAGCCAGCGCUGCUGGCUUUCCCAUAUUCCCCAAAGCUGGUUGAGGAAUUCUGGGAAUUGAAGUCCAAGUUGCCAAGAUUGAGAAAUACUGUAUAGAAGAAACCUUUGACACAACAGGACUGGGAAGGAAUUUGACACAUGUUUUGUACAUCAAAAUGAAAUGUUAUACAACACUAUAAUUGUAACAGUGGAACAGCUAGUAAAGGAAGAUCAUGUCAGAAUAACAAAAGGUAUAGACCCGUGAUGGCGAACCUAUGGCACGUGUGCCACAGGUGGCACGCAGAGCCCUCUCUGCGGGCACGUGAGCCAUCACCCCAACUCAGCUCUGCUGUGCAUGCGUGCGCGCCUCCUGCUGGCCAGCUGGCUUUUGGGUCUUUGCCGCGCAUGUACGGGGCACAGAUGGGGGUCGCAUGUGCAUGUGCUUUGGACACUCAGUGUGCCAAAAAGGUUAGCCAUCACUGGUAUACCUCAAUAGUCUACAGAUUCCUUUUUAUACUGAGAUAAUGUUCUUGCUAAUCUGCUAUUCUUGAGGUACUCUGCUUGCUAAUUUUUCCUGCUAUAAUAAUUCAGAGUUCUGGAUUGCAGCUAAAAGACAUCUCAUAAACUCUGUAUCAGCUAUGGCAAACACUUGUAUUUCAACAAAAUGUAGGAAAAAUAAUAGCUGUCAAUAUAAUCCCAUACAUAUUUAUUCAGAUUUAAGUCCCAUUAAGUGCAGUAGGUUUACUCUCAAGUAAGUAAUAGGAUUGUAGUCUAAUUUGCAAAUUAGCCACAGACUGGUUUUCAUGCAGUAUCUUUUUUCAGAGUUCAAUAAAAGAUGUUUUGUAAACCAUUUGAAUGAUUCUAUAAUAAAAUGUUGGCAUGAAAAGUUAUUGAGGCAAAUAUAUUUCAUUUGUCUUCAAAAUUGCUGCCUUCUAGAAAAAAACUGAAGGCUGAGCUUUUCCGGAGAGCUUUUGGUGUUUUGAGUUGUGGUGGCGCAAUGGUUAGAAUGCAGUUUUGCAGGCUACAUCUGCUGACUGCCAACUGUCAGCAGUUCAUUUCUCACCGGCUCAAGGUUCAGUUAGCCUUCCAUUCUUCCAAGAUCAGUAAAAUGAGGACCCAUAUUGUUGGGGGCAAUAUGUUGACUCUGUAAACACCUUAGAAAAGGCUGUAAAGCACUAUGAAGCGGUAUACAAGUCUAAGUGCUAUUGCUAUUGCUAUAUUGCACUGGGUUUUAUUUGCUUUAUUUGUAUGUUAGUUUAUUGUUUAAUAAAUGAAUCAAUCAGUGACUAUAUCCCCAUUAAUGGAAAUAAUAUGUACUAAGUUCAUGAGUAAUAUUUAACUGGAAAAGGCCUCUUUUUACUAGCUGGAAUUUUAGUGCUUUUGUUAAGACUCUUAUUAUAUAAGGCCAGAAUUUCUGGCUGGAAGCAGUAAAAUUCCUGUGUAAAAUUCCUUUGUAACUUAAGAAUCCCAAUGGGCUUGUCCUACUUACAAAAAGUAGCCAGCCAGGUAACUAAGCUAUGAAAGAAUGAACUCAUUAAGUAGUGGUUGCUUGCUCUUUUGGUUUUUGUACCAGUGGAAAGUGCCAACUUACAUAUUGUUUAUUUCUUCAUAAAAUCAGUGUCCCAAAUCUUACAGGGAUCUCUUGUCUGAGAUCUGUAGCAGUGCUGAAAAUACAAAAGUCAAGGCAGAUUAUUGUCAGCAAGUAGAUAAAGCUCAGCUUUCUAGGGCACAAAAUAAUCAUCUUCUUUUAUCCAAGAUGUUUGCUUCAAAGUACUGAACCACAAAAAAAUUAGCUUUUGAUUAAUCUUGCUCGCAGCUACAAUUUUCAUGCUUGCUGCCUUAUUGUCUGUAAGAACCAUACCUGAACUUUAGCAGUAAAAAGGGAGACAUUGAAUGUACAGAAUGGCCAGGAAGGUGAUGAAAUGGGUAAGCAUUCUGUUAACCAGAUAACAGAGGCACUUUAUUAUCAUUUUAAGUGUUGAGUUUUAGAAUUAUGUAAGAGAAAGGUUCCAGUUAAAAACCCUUUAAAAUAUAGGUACACUGAGAAGGAUAAGAGUCAGGCUGCACUAAAACCAUGUUUUGUGUCUCGGAGAGGAAACAAGAAUUGUUUUUUGUAAUCUGAAUAAAAAGUUGAUAGGUGCUAAAAUAAUUCAGCAACAGAAAGUUCUGCAUUAAAAUUUCAUGUUGCUGGUUUUGCAUCUUCUUCAGGGUGCACACCUACCAGAUAGUUAAAGCAUUUCUAUUUUUACCUAAUGUGAAGUUAGCACUUGAGAUAAUUUUCCUUCACUAAGUGAUGAAAACAGGUUAUGGGAAAUUGAGACAGCUUGUGGAGAAUCUGAGAUGCCAAAGCUGGAAAAGUAUGUAAGACCAGAACUUCAUUUCAUCUUUGUAUAUACAAGGACUCCCUGCAUAACUUUAUGUAAAACAAUUCAUACAGCUUUGGGGCUAGGAUGGAUUCCGCAAUCAGACUGGAAAUCUGGAAUGAGUAAAGUAUUGAGGAUAUUUAUGAGCACAAGGAUGUCUAAAAGUAAAUUGUAGAGCAAAGAAUUUAAACAUUAUAUAGCUUCUCUAAGCUAUGUUUUGGGGAGAUGACUUCUUAGCAAGCAAAUACUUUCUCCUAUGUUGAAAGCAAAAUCUAUGAGGAAUUGUGUCUGGAAUUAGAAUUUAGGCAAUUUUGAAACACUUCACUUUUGUGUGCUUUUUAAAAGGGUUUUGUUGUUUUUUUUGUUUUGUUUUGUUUUGUUUUGCAGUUUGCAGGGAAGAAAAUUACUGAUACAUUUUCCAAUGCCAAAGUAAUUAUAGCUGUAAAUAUCCAGGGCAGUGCAAAUCAAUGUUUUCUUAUAGCUAUUCUUUCCUUGUAACUAUUUAUAUUUUCUCACGUAAUCAGAAUGUAUAUUUUGUACAGCAUGUAUAAUAUGUUUGUCUGUUGUAAUAUACCUUAUCCAAUAAAGGAAUAAACAAUUAA